Messenger RNA from Orbicella faveolata, 1933 nucleotides. RefSeq names its product haloacid dehalogenase-like hydrolase domain-containing protein 3. Gene Ontology annotation, cellular component: nucleus. Lineage: Eukaryota; Metazoa; Cnidaria; Anthozoa; Scleractinia; Merulinidae. The record is from RefSeq and is a predicted model, not a curated record.
AUCCAUUCACAGAACAAAUAAAGUAAACAAGAUAGUUGUAAGACGAGAAGUAAUUUUACUUUCCCCUAUGUAUAUGAAUCACAAGAUACUCUCACAACAUGAUGUUCACUUGUUUCAGCUGAAGGGCCUCUUUUAAUUAUGAGAUAUAAAUAUUCCAGGGUAAUUACCACAAAAAUUACUGGUGUCAAAUUUUUACAGACAAGACCUUCAUCACAUGUAAACUUGCAAUGUUCUACUCUCUCAACUUUCCUCGAGUGGUUAUUUUGGGUGUUGUGAUCUCUGUGACUUUGUACUACUCUGUGUUUGUAAUAUACCUUUGACAAUGAAGUAUUAAAUAGUUGUCUUGAAAAAUGUUUAUUUUGCUUGUAAUUAAUAUGGUGGGGAGAGAAGUUUUGUAAAUGGAAUCAACACUAAGUUUCAAACAAGGCCUGAGGAAGAUAGGCACUGGCUUGGUGCAUAUGUUUGUUUUUCACAUUCUUUCCUGUUUUGUUCACUGCUUGGUACAAAGGUCUCCUGAAUACCCUCAGAAAUGCUGUCUGAAAACUAAAGUAAUCAAUGAUAAAAUUUUAUUGUCAGUAGCCUUCAAAGAGUUUCUUUGCGGUGCUGGUUUUGAAUGUUCUGGCCCUGACUGGUAUUGUUUGUGGUAAGUUAUGGUCCUCAACCCUCCUUGGUCUUACGCGCCUACUAGUGUGCUCCUCAACCCUCCUUCCCUCCUCACUGAUUUUUUCUUUCAGGGAGGGCAGCUGUAACACAGGCCACAUGGAACGUUCCUUUUAUUUUCCACCGGAGCCACUGGCUUUCUAUACAAAUGAUGAGCAAUUUUUGGCCGAACGGAAAGCGAGAUUGCAUUCCUUUUUUCCUCUUCCCCCGAGUCCGGACCUUUAUAUUUCUUUCCAGUUCUCCCCAGUCUCUUCCGAGUAGUGAAAAAGAAAAAUGGCGACGGUUUUUGACUAAAGUAAGUGAAGUGAUAGGGAGAGGCAUAUUUUGAGGCUUUCUUAUGGCCGGCAGGUUACGAUUAAUAACAUUUGAUGCUUGUAAUACGCUAUUUCAUGUUCGAGGCUCACCCGGAGAACUGUACAGUAAUGUGGCGGCUCGUUUUGGCGUCGACAUUGAGCCUAAAGCGUUGAACGAUUCGUUCAAGGACUCAUUUCGAGACUUCUACAAAACAUUGCCAAACUUUGGCGCUAAAAGCGCAAAGACGGGUGAAAAAUGGUGGUAUGGAGUGGUGAGACAAACGUUCCGUUCCGCUGGUUAUCACGAUGAAGCAAACUUAGCUAGAAUUUCUUCUGUAUUGUACAAAGAAUUCUCCACUGCAUCUUAUUGGCAGGUUUAUCCUGAAACAUUUGUUGUGUUAGAGCAUUUAAAGAAUAGAAACUAUCAUCUUGCCGUAAUAUCCAACUUUGAUGAACGGCUGGAUGUCAUUCUUGAAAGUCUCCGCUUGAAGGAAUACUUCACAUUUAUUGCAUGUUCUUUCGAUGUUGGAAUUUGCAAACCUUCUCCAGAAAUUUUUCAACUUGUUUUGUCUCAUUUUGAUGUCAAAGCUGAAGAAGCUCUACAUGUUGGUGACAAUAUCAACUUGGAUUACAAGCCAGCUGUUGAACUAGGAAUGAGAUCAUUAAUUGUCAACAGGUUUUGCAAGGACUAUUCCAAAGAUAGUGUUGAUCCUAAUCACAUAAUACAGGAUCUAAAUCCUUUACAAUAACUUUGAAAUUCAUCUACUGGUAUUUUCAUUGGGGUUUUUGAACCCCAAUAGAAAUUGCUGGUAUCUAAUUUUAUAAAUGGGCUACCUUGCCAUAUUAUAUGCCAUAUUAUAUGGCAAGGAAGCCUUGAGGUACAUCUGAGCUUUCGGACUGAUUUUUUCUGGGUCAGGAUUUUGCCAUAAGGAAUGUUUUCAUGGAUUAUUGACCAAGCAUGAGGUCAAGAUAGCUGGAUA